AUUCCGGCUGGCUCGACAGUGACACCCCAAAUCGCCUUAUGGCUGAGGAGCCUCUAACGGUGUUUCUAUGUUCGCGGUAAUUUGUUUCGGUGAACAGCGGGACUCAUAAGCGCCAGGAGCAACUGGACCGUUUUCUAAGCGCGGACAUCGCGUCGGAGUCAAGGGUUUCAGGCUCGGUUGUCAUUUUGAAGACCCACUUCGUCCCCCUCCGCCUCCCGAUCGUGUGUGUUGCCUGUGGUCUGACGGAUUUAUCCUUUCAAUUCUCUCUCGUGAGGAGAAAGGGAAGUAAAGAUGCCAAAACCGAUCAACGUCCGUGUGACCACCAUGGAUGCAGAGCUGGAGUUUGCCAUCCAGCCCAAUACCACAGGAAAACAACUCUUUGACCAGGUUGUGAAGACAGUGGGUUUGCGUGAGGUCUGGUUCUUCGGCCUGCAGUAUAUGGACAGUAAAGGUUACCUGACCUGGCUUAAACUCAAUAAGAAGGUCACCCAGCAGGAUGUGAAGAAAGAGAACCCACUCCAGUUCAAGUUCAGAGCUAAGUUUUUCCCAGAGGAUGUCUCUGAAGAGCUGAUUCAGGAGAUCACCCAGAAACUUUUCUUCCUGCAGGUAAAGGAGGCGAUCCUGAACGAUGAGAACUACUGCCCCCCAGAGACGGCCGUCUUACUGGCGUCAUAUGCUGUCCAGGCCAAGUACGGAGACUACAUCAAAGAUGUGCACAAACCAGGCUACCUUACGCACGACAGACUGCUGCCUCAGAGAGUCCUGGAGCAGCACAAGCUGACCAAAGAGCAGUGGGAGGACAGGAUACAGACUUGGCAUGAAGAACACAGAGGAAUGCUCAGAGAGGACUCGAUGAUGGAAUAUCUUAAAAUUGCUCAAGACUUGGAGAUGUAUGGAGUCAACUACUUUCAGAUCAAAAACAAAAAGGGCACACAGCUGUGGCUGGGGGUGGAUGCCCUUGGCCUCAACAUUUAUGAAUAUGAAGACAAGUUGACACCAAAGAUUGGAUUUCCUUGGAGUGAAAUUCGAAACAUUGCUUUCAAUGACAAGAAAUUUGUCAUCAAACCUAUUGACAAGAAAGCACCCGACUUUGUGUUCUAUGCGCCGCGGCUGCGCAUCAACAAGCGUGUCCUAGCAUUGUGUAUGGGUAACCACGAGUUGUACAUGCGAAGGAGAAAGCCUGACACCAUUGAGGUGCAGCAGAUGAAAGCUCAAGCUCGGGAGGAGAAGCAUCAUAAACAGAUGGAGAGGGCCCAGUUGGAGAAUGAGAAAAAGAAACGGGAGCUUGCAGAGAAAGAAAAGGAGAGGAUCGAGCGUGAGAAGGAAGAGCUCAUGGAGAGACUAAGACAGAUUGAAGAACAGACCAUGAAGGCUCAGAGAGAGCUUGAGGAACAGACCCGUCGCGCCAUGGAGCUGGAGCAGGAAAGGAAGAAAGCAAGGGAGGAGGCCGAGAGGCUGGAGAGAGAGAGGCAAACAGCAGAGGAGGCCAAAGCAGAGUUGGCCAAGCAGGCUGCAGAUCAGCAGAAGAACCAGGAGCAACUGGCUACUGAACUGGCUGAAUUCACAGCCAAGAUUGCUCUUCUGGAGGAUGCCAAGAAAAAGAAGGAGGAUGAGGCCAAUGAAUGGCAGCACAAGGCUUUAUCUGCACAAGAGGACUUGGAAAAGACCAAGGAAGAGCUGAAGACUGCAAUGACGGCUCCUCUGGUCAGCCAUGGGGAGAGCGACCAUGAUGAGCAGGAUGAGAACCAUGCAGAGGCUAGCGAGGAGCUCUCCAACGAGGGCGUCAGCCAGGUCGACCUCCGCAGUGAAGAAGCGCGCAUCACAGAGGCUCAGAAGAACGAAAGGGUCAAGAUUCAGUUGCAGACCUUAAGUACAGAGUUGGCCGACGCCAGAGACGAAACCAAGAAGACACAGAACGACGUGCUGCACGCCGAAAACGUGAAAGCCGGCCGAGACAAAUACAAAACGCUGCGCCAGAUCCGACAGGGCAACACGAAGCAGCGCAUCGACGAGUUUGAGUCCAUGUGAGAAUGGCACCUUCCCCCCUCAGUCCACCGUCACUCAGGGGUCUCUUUCCUGAACUUACCCCCCUCCCUGAUGCGCAAUUUGUUAAGGACAAGAAAUGCUGCCGACUUUCUUCAAGUGAGCCCCAGUCAAGCAGGCAGUGUGAAGAAAACAGCUGGUCAAACUUUGCCAAAGUCCCUCCCCACAUGUUCGCUCUCUGUCGUCUUUCUCAUACGGAACAGUUGAACAAGCAAAUCUCAUGGAGCAGCAAAUCCUACAUGACUGAAUCCAAAAUGGAGGAAAUUGAAUAUUUUUAUUUUAAGUAAAAAACGGCCAUAGAAAUUAACGCUUAACAACUUGUAUGCGAAGCUUUGGUAUUUCACAUGAUUGUUUUUUUUUUCCCAUCUACUCUUUGCUGACAGUAUCCGUAUAUUUAGUUUUCUGUCAACUGGAUCCAGUCCCAAGCUCUGAAAAAGCAAUAUGGGCAUAUGAGGUCACUAGUUUCAUUCAGUGUUAAAGCGCUGUUACGUCAACAUCAUUUCAGAACAUAUCACAGGCUAAACCUCUUAGCAUCUCUCUUUAAAAGCACAAAGGUGAUGUAUUAAAUUAAUAGUUUAAUAAAUAAUACCACUAUCUAGUAUUUUGCAUUUGAAGCUGACCAUUAAGAUUAGCAAUAAUGCAGACUUUUGAAAAUUUGACCCUUGCAUGGAAAAGAGCCACCCAGACCUGUCAAAAUGUAUGAAUGUAGCAAAGGUAACAAAGGGAAAGUGUGUUUUCUACCUGAAAAGGUGAUGGCAUCACAUGCAACGAGCUUGUGCCACCAAACUAUUGCCCACUCAAAGGCAUCAGGUAAGCUAAUUGGUAGUUGUGUAGAUGUGUUUCUGUGUGCAUGUUUUCCAGUUGCAUCCCAGUGUUUCAUUCCCAGUCACCAUAGAUGGUUUUCUCUGCCUACCAGCUCACAAAGGAGCCCAGGACAGUAAUUGGAUGGAGGAGCAGACAGAGGAGGAGAGUGUCCAUGUUGUUUCUGUGUAAUAGAGUGCACAUGUUUGUACAUAAAUGUGUUGAGGUGUAGAAGCGGAGGCCUGGCACCUCUCUGGCUGGGGAGCUUAUGAAAACAUCGGUCCUGCACGUGGGACGAUUCUCUACCUCAGUAAUGUUAGUAGUGGUGGCUGACAGUCAAACACUCAGGGUGCUGCUUCCCUCCCCCUCAAAGAAAGAUGAUGACGUUUACUGUGGGCAACCCAUGGGCAGGCUCGGUGUCGCUUACCUGAGUUGAGCGUUUUGUUAGUUUUCACCUUUUUAAAUUAGGUUAAUUUGGUGGUCUCUUCCUGCUCCUAGGCUGGCUCAAAUGAUCUUCGGUGAUUGUUUUGUUUGAAAGAAAUAUAUAUUUAGUAAUGCUGCACAUAUCGAUAUAGUGAUGCUUGUUUUGGUCCUGAGCUAUGAAUUGAAUCUAAAUUGCCUUUAGCGUCAUCUGAAACUGUACAGUAGAGAUUCAGGGGGCUUUGGGGGACAGAGACCUGGAGGUUGGAGCUUUGUUGUGACUACACUUCAAAUCUCUCUCCAGUAAAAAAAGUAAACGGGCCAAUUAAAAUCUUUUUUGCAUUCAGACAACAAGUGAUCAAGCCUGUUGUGGGGUUAAAAUAGGUUUCAGGGUGCAUUUCUGAACCAAGUGCACAUUAAGCAUUUGUUUUUUGUACUAUUAACAAUAUGUUAAAAACUGUUUAUGCUAUUAUUUGUUAUGCUAAAUGCGACAGCUGGUUUAGGUUGAUGGUUUUUUUUAUGUUUUGUGUUUGGAAGCUAAAGCACUUGUUUGAAACAAGACCCUAAAAGCUGCCUUUUGUGUUGAUUUUUUUUUUUCAUGUCCAUAGUUAGCGUUGCUUUGCCAUAGCAGGUGAAUUAAAAUGAUCCUGUGCUUCCAGCUCUUAGUGUUGUAUUCAGUCCCUAAAUCAGCAUCUCUGUGCUGGGCAGCCUCACUGGAGCAGCAGUCUCCUCCUGACAUUUCCACACUCUCCCACACAAGCUGUCGAGCGUCUAUCGAGCUCCACCAGGAUGGUGUUGGCUUGUCUGUCCCCUCCAGUGAAACGCAGCACCUGUCAUGAUACCUGCUCUGGCGCCAGCUGUCAUGUUUCGCAUUUAUUCUUCUGGUUUUCUCAUGUUCAUCAUAGUAUAUACUUUGAGAUAGAAACAAAUGGGUUUCAGUCUAUUUCAUUGGUUCGCAAAUAAAAGAAUUUUAAAUUUUAAA
This is a messenger RNA of Betta splendens (Siamese fighting fish), 4246 nucleotides long. Its product is annotated as radixin-like. The transcript is spliced from 15 exons. Gene Ontology annotation, biological process: regulation of cell shape; regulation of organelle assembly; positive regulation of protein localization to early endosome. The coding region runs from base 292 to 2028 and encodes 578 amino acids. The record is from RefSeq and is a predicted model, not a curated record. Gene Ontology annotation, molecular function: cell adhesion molecule binding; actin binding. Lineage: Eukaryota; Metazoa; Chordata; Actinopteri; Anabantiformes; Osphronemidae. Gene Ontology annotation, cellular component: filopodium; plasma membrane; apical part of cell.